Messenger RNA from Rhinocladiella mackenziei CBS 650.93, 300 nucleotides. RefSeq lists its product as uncharacterized. The record is from RefSeq and is a predicted model, not a curated record. The transcript has 2 exons. NCBI's taxonomy places the organism in Eukaryota, Fungi, Ascomycota, Eurotiomycetes, Chaetothyriales, Herpotrichiellaceae. The coding region runs from base 1 to 300 and encodes 99 amino acids.
AUGGAGGGUGUAAAGAGCUGGUACAACAAGCAAUAUGAAUCUUGGGUGCCAUGGAUCGAAGACAAUGUCCUAGGCUGGUGGGGUGAGAAUAAAACCAGCUAUGUCGCCAAAGACAACUUAGCCAAAACCAAGGUCACGGGCGAUAAGAACGUGGAUGCGAUCCAGGACGGCGUCAACGAAGGUGUGGGCGGUCAAUUCGGCAAAGGUGGUGUUCUUGAGGGCGUGGGCAAUUUGACGUCCAAGGAAGUCUUUACUCGCUCGGAACGAAACGGAAAGAAUGAGAAGGGCGAAUAUAUUUGA